This is a messenger RNA of Aphanomyces astaci, 3751 nucleotides long. RefSeq lists its product as hypothetical. The transcript has 2 exons. The coding region runs from base 67 to 1329 and encodes 420 amino acids. The record is from RefSeq and is a predicted model, not a curated record. Lineage: Eukaryota; Oomycota; Saprolegniomycetes; Saprolegniales; Verrucalvaceae.
CCGCCCACCCCCCCGUCACUGUGCUCGUCUUCAUUCAUUCACACCUCGGCUACGACACAAAAGUACAUGGAAACAAACCUGUACGAGAUUGAACCAGGUCCGCUGGGGGUGUACGUUGUGCUCAUGUUCGUGUCGUGUUGCUUGCCCGUGGCCAUUGGGGUGUUCGUCAGGCGCCGUCAGUUCCCGACUAUCCGGUACGCUAACCCCCGCCAGACGGCGUUUUGCAGCUCCAUGGCGGCGGUGCUGUCGCUCGGGGGAUCGUGCAUGCUGCUGAACCAACACGCUGUCGCAUGCGGCACGUUCAACGCGUUCCUAUUUGUGUUUGUGGUUGUGACACUGUUUGGUCUCGCGCUCAACCAGCUCACGCUCGUGCUCACGUUCAACCUGACGCAGCACCUCGUGAACCACCACGCCGACACGUCAGAUCAGAACAAAGCCAAGUCGGUGGUCCGCAUCAUGCGGCUGCGGCGGCUGCUGCAGCCAAGGGCGAUCGUGGUCAAAUGGAUGGUCGGGACGUUGCUGUGGCUCCUCCCGCCCGUCGCCAUCUUGGACCACGCCAGUGUCGCACACAUGCAGUCGCUCAGCGUCGCUGAUUGCAUCGAGAUACCCCUGAACGUUGCCAUGAACUUUGUACUCCUAGCGCUUGUCGGAGUCUUCAUCGCGUCCUUCGGCAUCCUCGCCCACUACCUGUCGAAAGUGAUCGACAACUUUGGUUUACGCCGGCGGUAUCAAACGAUGGGACGGCUGCUUGCCGUGCUGUUUGUGCUUGAAGCCAUCGCGAUCGAGUACAGGGAAACGUAUUGGGUAGCUACAUACAAGCUCCGGUACGUGAUUUUCCCCAUCGCAGGGUUUGUGGUCGUGGGGUGCCAAGUCGUGUGGCCGCUGGUGCACUCGCGCCACGAGCUGCCAGUGCACUUUACAGUAGCCGAAGGCCAUGGCAGCAAGCUGGCCGUGCUCGAAGACUACUUGGCCACGCCGGACGGGUACUUGAUGUUUUCGGCAUUUGCGCGCAUCGAGUUCAGCUUUGAAAAUGUUGUGGCGUGGAAAGCUGCGUUUGAGUUUCGACUGCACGGAGGGGGGGACGCAUAUGCGAUCUACAAGGCGUACAUGGCGGUAGGGGCCCCCAUGGAAACCAACAUCCCCGACGCCCUGCGCCAGCACUACCACCGGAUUUUCGCCAAAGACCGCAAGGGCAAAGUCGUGCUCGGCCUCGCGUCGGCGAUUGACCAUGACUCGGCCGUGUUUGAUUUGUUUCGAGACGCGAUUUUGAAGCUCAUGGCGCUCGACAAAUUCAAUAGAAGAAAAGUAAAGUGUGCAGCUCUGAAGUAAGUUCAGGACGUGCCAACGCAAUACAAAAACCUCACACUCAAGUACUAACGAUGUACGAGUACGUAGUUCAUAUACCCCACACUCAAGUACUAACGAUGUACGAGUACGUAGUUCAUAUACACGACACUCUGUACUAGAGGAGAUUCUUGGCAUUCGGGGCAUGUAAUAAGGUUCAAAGCUACGUUUUACUAGUAAGUCCAAAUCACGCUCACAGUAUGUAUAUAUAUAUAUAUAUUCGCUUGUCGAUUUUGGUGGCAUGAUUUGAAAGACUCAACGAACUCACUCCACCUAUAUGUAUGUUGUGAUCCUAUUCCCCCGAAUAACGACUUAUUACACGCUCAAUAAUAUAUAUUGUACUACAACUAGUUACAUCACAUGUGUUGGCAGAUUUUUCUACUUUUUUUUGAGAAAAAUGGAAAACUUGGUCGUGUGCUUUUGAAUGCUUGGAAUGUCGUACAGCAAGGACGGGUCUGCGACCAACGCCCUGCGCAACUUGGUCGCAUUUCCCACGCGCACGUCGUACUCAAAGGCCCCGAGGACGGCCACAGCCACGUCAUCCUCGUCGGGCCGGUGGGCCAGCGCCGUGACGUGGCGCAACCUCCGCGCAGGAAACACCUCUUGGACACCUCGAAACUGGCUGUCACGGGAUGCCACUUGCACAUGUGCCUGGUCCCACCGCUUCUUUUGGCUCUGGACAAACACUUUAGUGGACAGCCACAGCGCCUGGUUGAGCCCGAUGGACGGCGCGUACGGCUCGAAGAACGCUUCGUGGAACAACACGGCGGUCUCUGCCAGCCGCACGUUGAGCGAGCGGCUGCCGUGGUCCCGCGGCAAGAUCAAACUCGUUUCAAACACUUGGACGGAUUGUGCGACAAGGGCAAUGUCAAUUGACGCGACCGGCGACCCCACCGCCACGACGUUUUGCGCAAUGUGGCGGAACUGGUCGAAGCGAUGAAUGCUGGCUUGGAUCACGACGGGAAGGGCCCAGUACUCGGCGUGGCUGGCCACGUGCGACGUCAACAGCAGCACGCGAUACAUGUGCUGCACCAAGUCUGUGCGAUACAGUACCUUGGCGACGGGUCCCAUCACGUCAGCGUACACAUGUCGGGGGCACUUAUCCCCGCCCUUAGUGGAAAAAUCACUCAGGACGCCCCACAAUGUGUCCACGAAUGUCUUGACUUUGCCGUCCGCGGGUACCCCCGGCAUGGGCAGCACGUGCGUCGACUUGCUAAACAAUCCGACUUGGAACUCGACGGUCGUGGGGAGGUGGUUCUUGACCAAGUCCGCCAGUAGAAACGUCUCGUACGAGAGCACUGUGUGGCAGUACCGACAGUGCAGCAUCUUGCCCCCUACGUGUAUGUCAAUUGUUUGCUUUAAGUGCAAACUGGUCUCGCACACGGGGCAUUCUGUGAUGGACACUUGAAACGCCGUGGUCGCGUACUCCAAGUCAGGGUACGCCUCGAGCACCAAGGCCACGAGCGGGGACAAAGUGGAUUGGUCAGCCAUGUAGUCGGCUUCGAGCUGGAGCACGGCCUUGUACAGCGCUUCCUUGGACGUGGCCACCGCGCUCAUGUCAUUGUAGAUCGCGACGAGGCGUCGGAUGUGCGCUUGGACCUGGGCCACGGUGGCCGUCGACGGCGUCGGCACCACCGGUCGCUUCUUGGGCGAUACGUUCGCGCCUUCGACGAUGGUUUUGGCCACGUCUACCAACUCGUCCAAGACAGAAGACGAGGUAGGAAACGUCCAGUGUUCGGAUGUUUGGGACGCGCCGAACGCGGCCACGAGCUUCUGGAUGGCCGUGGCGCUGGGACAAUGAAGUUCCAGCAGCUCCACGCCGCCGUUGCCACUCAACACGUAGGUAGAUUGACCCCCCGACGAACGAGCCAAGGUGCUAGAUGGCGUGGCGAGCGAUAGAAGCGACUUGUCGUGGUGGAACACGGUCAGCGUCUGCCCCACCAGCGCCACCUGGCACCACUGCCACGACGAUUUCUUGGAGAACAACUUGCCCAUCGCGUUGGUUGAGGGUCGCACCCACCAGUCCACGCGGUACGACGGCCGAUCAUCCACGAGCGCAGCGAUGGGAAUCUCUCGGUGGUCCAUGCUCGGACGGACGGCGGUGGCUUCGACAACGGCGAUGGCUGCAAAAGCAGCAGGAGCGACAGCUGUGGCCAUCGCAAGUCGGAUGCAAAUCAACACUGAUGAACUGCGCUGACUUCACUGAUAUCUGAUCCGUGGGUAGUUGGUCAAAAUAGCCAAGUGCUUGGCCGCCAGAAAAGUGGUGACUUUCGCUGAGGACGAGACCCUGCCGCGGAUAUUGUAUCUGUACAAAUGUGCGAAUCAUGAUAGCCAACAAACCUUUUUACAUCUGAAAUAACGUUAUGAACGGCUUCGAAGUAAGAGCUUGCUUAGAGCAUCUCCACAG